GCACCGGGACCGGCACUACACUUCCCGGCAGCUUCUGAACCUCCCGGGGCGGGGCUCGGGGCUGGGAGGGCUCUUUCGCACCGGGGCAGCCGGGCAGGAGCCACCCGCCGUGGAGAGGAGCCGCGAUCCGGCCCCUCCGCCGCCCAUCCCCCGUCCGCACAGCCGCCUGCUGCUCGCUCGAAGGGGCGGGCCGAGCCCUGGGGGGCGCCGCCGAUUGGCUGAUACGGGGACCCCUCUUUCUGCCAGCCAAUAGACGCGCGGGACACUGCGCCGCGGGUGAAGGCGGGAGAGGGCCCUGUGACAGCAAGAGUGAACUCAGCCCCCUCCUUUGGGCCGUGGUUUCUAGAACAACCCUUUCCAAGUGCUCUUUACCCCUGCAGGGACUCCUGCUGCAGCUGCCUGCUCGCAGAGAGCAGGAUGUUCCUGGUGGGGCUCUCGGGUGGAAUCGCCUCGGGGAAGAGCACCGUGGUGGCCGUGCUGCGGGAGCUGGGCUGUGCCGUGAUCGAUGCCGAUGUCAUUGCCAGAGAGGUGGUGCAGCCUCACUUCAAGGCCUAUCAGCAGAUUGUGAGCUCCUUUGGCACUGAGAUCCUCCUGGAGAACGGGGAGAUAAACCGCGAGGCUCUAGGGAACAUCAUCUUCUCCCAGCCAGAGAAGCGGCAGCUGCUGAACUCCAUCACCCACCCUGAGAUCCAGAAGGAGAUGCUGAAGCAGAUCUUGAAGUACUUUGUGCUAGGGUACCGCUACGUCAUCCUUGACAUCCCUCUGCUCUUUGAGACCAACAGGCUCACCAAGUUCAUGAAAUACACUGUCCUGGUCUACUGCGACCCGCCGACGCAGCUGGCGCGGCUGAUGCGCAGGAACGGGCUGGCGCGGGCGGCGGCCGAGGCUCGCCUGGCUGCCCAGCUGCCGCUGGAGGAGAAGCGCAGGUUGGCAACCUUCGUCAUCGACAACUCCGGGGAGCGGGAGGGCACCCGGCGGCAGGUGCUGCGCCUGCACGCCCGCCUGGAGGGCUCCCUGCACUUCCUCUGGGCGCGCCUGGCGGCGGGCGUGCUCCUGGCCGGCCUCCCGGGGCUGGGCUACCUCCUGCUCCGGCGUCUCCUCUCUUAGCUCACCUUUUCUUUUUGUCACGGAAGAGGCCUGAAUUUCCAGGUUUGAAAAGGGCAGUGAAAGGCCACCUCUUGUAAUGAGCUUUGCCAGCUGAAUGCAGACAGCAGGAUGAGGCUUCUCCUUGCAGGCUUCCCAAGGUGAACAGCCAGAGGUUUUUUUAAUCCAGCACCGCCUCCCCUCUCCUUUCUUCCUGCUCAGUUUCUUCCCCACCAGCUGUGCCUCUGGCAUAGAACAGCUCCUGUUGCACGGCUGCAGCUCGUGGAGGGGACAGAGCAGCCCAAAAUCUCCCAGCACAGUGGAGGUCCUCCAGAGAUCACCCAGACCAACCCCUCUGCUAAAACAGGGCACCCACAGCAGCUUGCCCAGGAGCACAGUGGCUGCGGCAGCUGGAAGCUCUCCACAGAAAGAGACUUCAGAACCUCUCUGGGCAGCCUGCUUCAGGCCUCCAGCACCCUCGAAGUCCAAAAGCAUCUCCUGGGUUCCAGUUUGUGCCUUUCCCUGGGCAUCACCAACAAGAGUGGCCUCAGCCUCUUGCUUCCCACCUUUUUGCUCUUGCUGAGCACUAAGAUUCCCUCUCAGGCUGCUCUUCUCCAGGCUCUCAGGCUUUCCUCCUCACCACUCCAGGCCACUCAGCAUCUUUGGAGCCUCUGCUGGACUCUCCAGUAGUUCCCUGUCUCUCUUGCUCUGGGGAGCCCAGAACUGGACCCAGUUCUCAGUAAGGCAGACUACAGUGGGAGGAGAACCUCCCUUGACCUGCUCAUACCCUGUUUUAUGCACCCCAGGAGACCAUUGGCCCCACUGUCCCUCGUGGGUUUCUGUGGAGUGACUUGGGUGAACUUAGGCAUGUUAGUGUCUCCCAGGACAAUCUCUUCACUGGGGAGUAGGUAGCCUCUCAGGUCCUCUUUCUACUGGCAGCUGGCCUCAGGUUGAUCCUCUCCCAGCUACAGCCACUCUGAAUUCCAAUGUGCAAUUCCCCCUUCUGAUAUAGUGGGAAAGCUGCUCGGGGUGGGGGGAAGGCAGCACCUCAGCUGCCAGGGUUUAGGUGUUCAGCUGGCUGCUCACCCUCCCUCCUGCCCUCUAAUCUCUUCCAUCAUCACCGGCGGUCUGACACAGCCCCGGAGUAGACUCAGACCUGCCUUGUUGAGGCUCAUUUAGUGCCGGUAGCUUUCCGAGCCCCGUGGGGGCCAGGCGGGCGCGGGCUGUUCCCGUUUGUUUUAAUAAAGCAGGGAGCAGCGGGCGGCUCCCCGCGGCCCCCAGCCUGCCGCCGCCGCUCCUGCCUGCCCCGCUCCAGCUCUUUGCGAUGCCGCCGCACGGCCGCGCUCGGUAAAGUUCACGGCGCGCAGGCAGAGCUGCCGAGCGUGCUCCUGCUUCUCCCCAGCCCAGAUAAGCUCCCAGGGAGCUCCUUGAAGCAUCAGCCCCUGCCAUGAGCUUGCUUGGAGGAGGGUGGGGAGGUGCUGGCUUGGCGUUGGCUUUGGGCACACCACAGCAUGGGUCUGGCAUCCUGGGAUGUGACCCUGAUCUCCUGUGGUCAGUGCUUACCCGGAGGAGAGCUGUGUCAUCUUGCGUCCUGCUGCCACCCCCUGUCGUGGCACUCCGAAAGAGGCAGCUGUUGCCCACCGCCGUGCAUGGUGGUCCCUGAGUGCUCCUGGGUUCUUGGGCUACGACUCGCCUGCCUCCUCUCCCGCCUGGCCCUGUUGGCCCAGCAGACUGAGAUGCGGCAGAACAAAGCCGUGUCACUGUCCCCAGCACCAGCUUUUAGGGAUGAAGACCUUUCCCGGGGUGUUGGUCCUGCCCAGCCAGCUCAUGCCUCUCUCUGGUGCUGGGUAUCCUUCCCACCCCCUUCCUCUACCCUCCUCUGUGCCCAGCUUUUUGCUCUGGGGUUCCCAUUCCUUACUUUGGGGUCCCUGAGAGAGCAUCCCCAAGCUGGGACACCCAUCCUGCAUACCCUAAAGUCUCAGGUCGUGCAGGGGGGAGCCAUACCGAAGCAAUACCCACCCCUCCCCCGCCUCCCCCAGCCCCCUCCCGCCCCCUCCCC
This is a messenger RNA of Pogoniulus pusillus (Red-fronted tinkerbird), 3142 nucleotides long. It is a transcript of the gene DCAKD, whose product is annotated as dephospho-CoA kinase domain containing. Gene Ontology annotation, molecular function: dephospho-CoA kinase activity; ATP binding. The transcript is spliced from 6 exons. Bases 418 to 1107 code for a protein of 229 amino acids. Gene Ontology annotation, biological process: coenzyme A biosynthetic process. NCBI's taxonomy places the organism in Eukaryota, Metazoa, Chordata, Aves, Piciformes, Lybiidae. The record is from RefSeq and is a predicted model, not a curated record.